AUGCGCAAAAGAGAGAGUCCAGGGUUGGAAUUGAAAGUGGCGAGCAGGCCAACAUCGCCGGUGUCUUCUUGUGAAUGGCCGGAGUUUUCUUCGUCGUCGUCAUGUUCUUCGGUAUCAUACUCACCAAAGUUGGGAACUGAGGAGCAAGAGGAAGUGCAUAGUGCAAAUGCUGAAGAAACGAAGGCCAUGGAUCUGGUUGGUUGUCCUAGGUGCUUCAUGUUCGUCAUGUUAUCAGAGGAAGAUCCAAAGUGCCCUAAGUGCAAGAGCACAGUUUUUCUUCAGUUUUUCAAACAUGAAAGCAUCAAGACAGACAAUUGA
Molecule: messenger RNA, 318 nt
Organism: Vigna radiata var. radiata (mung bean)
Lineage: Eukaryota; Viridiplantae; Streptophyta; Magnoliopsida; Fabales; Fabaceae
Exons: 1
Coding region: 1-318 (105 amino acids)
Source: RefSeq, a predicted model, not a curated record